Molecule: messenger RNA, 5666 nt
Organism: Osmia lignaria (orchard mason bee)
Lineage: Eukaryota; Metazoa; Arthropoda; Insecta; Hymenoptera; Megachilidae
Source: RefSeq, a predicted model, not a curated record
ACUUGAAAAAGAUAUGUUUCUAACAAAAUAAUUGUAAAUAUAGUGUAAAUACGUGUACAAAUGUAUUAUUAUUUUUCUCAAAAUUUAAAUGUGGUGUUUCUAUAAAUACUAACCUUGAAAACAUUCAAAGAAAUUAAUGAGAGAAAAAAUGGAAUGAUUGAAAUAAAUGUAAAUUUUAAAAGGAUGUUUGUGCAAUAUAAUUUGUUCAAAGAUUAUUAUUUGAGUAAAGUAUUUUUUAAUAGAAAAUAAUAAAGAUAAUCUAAAAAAUAUAUGAGGAAAGCUUGGAGAGGGUUGUUUAAGUGCCAUGUGAAGGAUUUUUCUAUUAUUUAAAAUAACCAUGGAUGAAAGGAGAGUAGCAGAUUACUUUGUCAUUGCUGGCUUACCAGGACAAGACAAUGAUUUUGCCAGUGAUAAUGAAAAUGAUGAAAAGUUAGAAGAUUGGUAUCAAGAAGGAACACACGUCAAAGAUGUGCACAUGAAACCUCCAAUUACCGAUCUUGCCAUUAUAUUUCCAGCAUUGGGUGAACAAUGUCCUGAAGGAUAUACUGUGUUAGAACACACUGUGUCAGGUCUGCCUGCUGAUUUAAAUCAUGGAAGUUUAAGAACAAAUGAAUGUUACUUAUGUUAUCGAAGAGGAAGAGACAAACCUCCUUUAGUUGAUAUAGGUGUAAUAUAUGAUGGCAAAGAACGUAUAAUGCAGGAUGCGGAAAUGGUAUUGGAAACUCCGAAAGGGCAUCUAGCGAACGUGAAUAAUUCGUCGUCAAAAAUAUUCGUGACAUACAGACGCGCAAGUCAUAAAAUGGCAUGCAAUUCAUUAGUGGUGACAGACAUAUGUGUCAUCUUAACAAAUAAAGGAGAAACGCCCCCACAUGCAUUUUGUGUUAUUAAUAAAAAUUUGAAUAAAGGCAUGGUGGGCAGCGACGUAUAUUUGUGUUAUAAGAAAUCCAUGAAUCGAGCAAAUUUAAUAUCAUUUAAGCCUGCUAUAUUGUUCAAAUAUCCGACAUCUGAUUAUAGCAGUUUUGUCUUCCCAAAUUCUGUCGCAAUGUUUUGUUUACCGAUGGGAGCAACGAUUGAAUGCUGGCCGAAAGUUGCAUGCAAACCUAAGCCAGUGUUUUCAACAUUUGUUUUAACAGUGGCAGAUGCAGCUCAAAAGAUAUACGGUUCGGCAAUAACGUUUUAUGAAGAACUUGAAUUAGAAAUAGAUAUUUCAAAUUUUAAAGAAAACGAACCACUUACUGAUGUACUCAUGGAGAACAUGAAGAAUUCUGUUGAACACACAGAUAUUGACUAUCAGGAGUUGAAAACAAGAAUACACAAACAACCUGGAAUAUUUAAGAAACUUACUCCUGCACAGUUGGAAAAGUUACAAUUCACAAAUCCUGCCACUCAAUCAUUGAAUAUAAGUAAAUCUAUAUGCAUCCUGUCUCAUUGGCCAUUUUUUGACGCAUUUGAAAAGUUUUUAGUGUUUUUACAUAGCAUGUGUAAUAACAAACUGCAGAACGUUCCUAUUGAGAAAUAUAUAGCAUAUUUUUUGUACGACAUACCAUUUCCGAGCCCACAAAGACCAAGAAUUUUCGUACAGUUAAGUGCUAAUGAUAGAUUGGUUUUGACUCAGCCAGAAGAUUUGGCGCUACCUAGGUCUGGUGCCAGUUUUCGACAAUUACUCAUCAAUUUAGGACCUGACAAUUGUUUACUUAUAUUAUUGUUAAUCCUUACUGAACAGAAAAUACUUGUACAUUCAUUGCGUCCUGAUGUACUUACAUCAGUAAGCGAAGCAAUCGCUAUGAUACUAUUCCCAUUUAAGUGGCAAUGUCCAUAUAUACCUUUGUGCCCAUUAGGUUUAGCUGAGGUUCUGCAUGCACCAUUACCGUUUUUAAUAGGCGUUGAUUCUAGAUUUUUUGAUUUAUACGAUCCUCCCUCUGACGUUAAUUGUGUAAAUUUAGACACAAACAAUAUUGCAAUUUGUGACGACAAGAAAUAUUUAAAUGUGAAAUUAUUGCCUAAAAAAGCAGCCAGGCAACUUAGAAACUGUCUGGAUCAUCUUUAUUCGGAAUUGAUUUCUUUGGGAAAGAGAUAUUCAUCUAUGAAAGAUACAGAUGACGAGGAAUUCAGUGUUGACAAAGACUUUCAGCUAAAACGAAAAGAACAAGCUAUAGAACUCGAGAUUCAGGAUGCUUUUUUAAGAUUCACUGCUACGGUAUUAAAAGGAUAUCGUGCUUUUUUAUUGCCGAUUACAAAAGCUCCAACUGUUGGUUCUACUGAUCCAACCAGUUUAUUUAACAUACAAGCGUUUCUCAGAAGCCGAGAUAAGGCUCAUGCAAAAUUUUAUAGUAUGUUAGUGAAGACUCAGAUGUUUAUAAGGUUUAUAGAAGAGACAAGCUUUGUAUCCGAUAUGGAUAUGGCUGGUUUAGCGUUUUUUGACGAAUGUACAGAGCGCAUCGAGGAAGAAAAUAUGCCUCUUUUGGAGUUGGAUGAAUCUCAACAUAGUGAACGAACCGUAUAUAUACCUCCACCGGAAGCUGGUCCGAAUCAAUUGCCGAUAACAUAUCGCACGUUUAAAUUAAAUCCCGAACUAAUAAGACCACUGAAAAAUUUCAACAUAAAAAAUCCGAACUUAAGUGCCUUCGGAAUAAUACCAGGAAGUCCUAUGGCGCGCAGAACCAAGCAUGAAAUUAAAGUGGCGCAAAGGAUGGCGCGUAAACAGGCAGCAAUGCCAGAUAGGUGGGGCAGAUGUCUACUCGGCACUUGUUAUAGCCUUUGGUUCCUGCAUUUACCAGCUAUGUUACAAGUUUCCAAUCAGCCGGCUACAAUUUUACAUCAAGCUUACGAUCUAUUAGUUAAAAUGCCAAAAUUACACCUUGAUCCUAUCGAAGAAGUUUGCUAUAGAGCUAUGAUGCAACUGUGCGGUGUUUAUGGACAGCCUGUUCUAGCAGUAAAAUUAUUAUUUCAUAUGAAACGUAGUGGAGUUCAACCAAAUGCUCUUACUUAUGGAUUUUAUAACAAGGCUGUACUGGAAGCAACUUGGCCAUCUGAUAUGACAAAUUCCAGUCAGUUGAUGUGGAAUAAAUUGCGAAACGCUAUUGUUGGAGCAGCUUUAUUUAAACGUGCCGGUAAAAGAAGUGCAAGAAGAAGACUAAGUUCAAAUGCAGAAUUAUUAGCUGUAGAUGGCAAAACUGCAAGUAUGGAACAUGCAUUUUCUAGGUCUAGUCUUGAUAGUUCUCAUUCUCAAGACACCGAGGCCGCGCAUAGUGAUUAUUUGCCAGACUAUGGACCAUUUGAAAUAAAGAAGCUCCCUCGUCAGAAUAGUAUCGUUAAGGAUUCAGCGUUAAAUGUUAUACAAACAGAAGAAUUGGAUAAUAUACAAUUGAAUCAAAGAAUGAUUCGGAAUAUGGAAUCACCGCUAAAAAGUCCGGUUCGUACACCAGUUACAGAAAAUGACCCAUUGGGUGCUUUAAUGAACGACGAAACACCAGUUGUUUCACCUUCCGAAGAGAAUGAUUCAAAUUGUUCAACGUGUACUUUAACUAUCUUCAACAACGUUGAGGAACGACCAGGGGGUCCCCUUUUAUUUCGAAGUAGUAUUUUACCACGUAGUGCGACGUUUCAUCAAACAGUAGAUGAAGCUGGUGUAGCAAUAGGUGGUCAGUUGCAGAGGAGUGAAACAAUGCCGCAUUCCGUAGCACAGCAAGGUGAACAAGACAAGGAACGGGAAAGAUUAGAAAUAAGUAGCAUUUGGUCCCAGAAAGAUAGUGUUACUUCGAGUCUUUCAAGUCUGGGUUCAAGUCUGAAACUGAGUUUUGGUUCCACAAGUAUAACGGGAAAGAAAUCUAAUGAAAUAAUACUCGGUGGUUUAAGUAGUCUAAAGUCUGCUGCUACAACUGUGGUAAAAAAGUUUGACGAAAUUAAAGAGGCAAUUUCUGCGACAAGCACACCUGUAAAACUUAAGGAACGGGAAUAUAAAAUAAUGCACGGGGCAUCACACGAAUCUUUAGAUUCCAUGACCGAUGGAUCUAUACAGGAUAGAAAUGAACCUCUUAGAAUGUCUGGAGAUGGAAAUUUAGAUUCUUAUACAUUAUAUGAUUUGGCGGAGAGUUUAUAUCCAAAAGGUUCUAGAGAACUAGAUGAACGAAUUGCUAUUGAACUCGUAUUAUCUAGUGCAAGUAGAUGUCAUCAAUGUGCAUCUAUACUUUACGACGAGGAAAUAAUGGCUGGUUGGCAACCGGAGGACUCAAAUUUAAAUACGGUUUGUCAGUACUGCGAUAAAGCAACAGUACCUCUACUUACUAUAACGAUAUUGGAUUACAGAUGUGAAGAAAAUGAAAAGAAAAAUGAUCCUCUAAUGGGAGCGUUAGUUGAACUUUUGGAUAAACCAAAAGAAUUAUUAGAACCCAUCACAGUACCCUACUUGAAUCCUCUAGUUUUAAGGAAGGAGCUAGAAAGUGUUUUAAGUCAAGAAGGUGACACGUGUCUUACAAAGCAUAAAUUUAUCGACGAACAUCCAAUAGUAUACUGGAAUCUUAUAUGGUAUUUCGAAAGAAUUAAUUUAUCGAGUCACCUUCCGGAUUUGUGGUUGGGUAAUGAUAAAAAGAAGGAACAGAUUAAUUAUAACGCGGUGGGUGUGAAAACUAUGUGGGAUAACGAAAGACUUCACAUGGAUCGCUUGCCUAUGUACCUCCAGUGGAAGUUGAAUAAUGUAGAUAAAAGUUUAAUGCAGUCAGUGAUUACCUACGUUCGCCGAAAUGAUUUAGCGGAACCUAUAAAAAGAGUGGCCUUAGAAAGAAGUAAAAAUCCAGCUGAUCAAUCUCUAUUUUCUAUAUAUCGGGAUAUCUUGUUUUUGGCAUUUACCGUUUUGGGUAGAGGAAAUAUUGAUCAAGGUGUAUUCGACAAAGAAUAUUCGCUAUCGUUAGAGAGAUUAACGGAAAAAGAAGAGAAGCUGUUAUGUAAAAUCGAUGCUCCGCCCUCAACGAUGUCAGUGUUCUGUAGACACUAUUUUAAGCAAUUAAGUGUAUAAAAUUCAAAUUGAUGACAAUGAUGUAACAUAUUGUAAGAAUGAAUAGUACAUUCGUAAGAAGUAUCGCAGAUUUAUUUGUGUAAGUCUGAGUUGUAAUUGUAAAAGUCAAAAUUAGUGGUGAAUAACACUUUUUAGGUACAUGUUGAAUAGUUAUUAUUUUUGAAUGAAAGCCACUGAAUUUUUCAGAUAUUGAUCUUUCUUUUCCGUCAAGAAGAAAUCGGAGAAAUGAAAUUUUUAAUGAUGUUGACAAAUGUUAUGUAUUUCAUUAUGAAAUGUACUUUCUUUCAUAUUUAAAGUAUGCUAUUACUAUCAACACGUUUUUUAUUUAGAAACUAAGUUGCGUACAUAUUUAGUUUAUUAUAAUGUGAAUAUUCAUAGUGGUACAUAUAUAUGCGAUAAUGAAAAUCGUUCAGUACCAAAGAACCUGAUUUCAUUGAGAAACUAUAAAUUCAAUUGUUGCUGCACGGUGACAAGAAAUACAUCAUUUUUAACGUAUGGAUUAUAUCGUCAUAUUUCUGCUAAUGUUUUCAUCGUCACAUAUUGAUUGCAUGACUAUAAUUGAGUUUUAAAGGAAAGAACGUAUAGCGGAAUCUAUUGUCCAAGCUGAAGUCCAUUUACAUAAUACCUUACAGAAGAUAUUGUUCAUUUUCUUAUA